Molecule: messenger RNA, 1682 nt
Organism: Mercenaria mercenaria
Lineage: Eukaryota; Metazoa; Mollusca; Bivalvia; Venerida; Veneridae
Exons: 2
Coding region: 8-943 (311 amino acids)
Source: RefSeq, a predicted model, not a curated record
CAUUUGCAUGUUAACAUUGAUUUGUCAAGGUUCAUCAUUUGCUCUUCAUAAAAUGGCAACGGGAUUGCGAAAGGGAGCAAAACUUAACUAUAAACUGAUGAACGAACAGGGGAUAUCGCUAGACACUAAAGAUAACAGCGAUAACAAUGAUGAUCAGGUUGCUGAGGAUACUAGAAAAGAUUCGGUUUUCUCGCCGGUAAAAUCUAAAGCGCAAAAAUCAAACGCAUCUUCCGCAGAGGAUGAUGGGAAACACUCUUUACCCGAGGAGGUUGAUUCGGACGAUCAGGAAAUCGAAAAAUUGCAACGUGAGUUGGAAACUCUAGAAAAAGACGAAGCAAAACUCAAGAAAAUUAAACAGAAAGAAGAAUUACGCCAGAAAGUGGUGAGGAAAAGAGACGAGGUCAAGGCUCUAAGAGACGUGCGACGUGUUUGCAUUAUGGGAGACUCUAUUAUUAAACAUCUACCUUCAAUUCAAGGCGUGUCUAUAUUUGCCUUUCCGGGGGCUACAAUUGGCAAAUUAUCAUUUCUGGUCGACUCCAGAGCAGUUCCACUUGCGGACUUCAAUUUUGUGAUAAUUCAUGUGGGAACUAACAAUAUUGCAAAUGGUCAUUCACUACAGCACAUGUCUUCAGAUUUCGCCAAUUUGGUGGCUUCUAUUCGCAAAUUCAAUAAGGAUAUUGCUAUUAUAGUUUCUUCUAUCUUACCCAGACCGGUAGAUCACUCACAUACUAAAUCAACUGUUCAACAGUUCAAUUUUCAUUCACAGGAUUAUUUGGCUUCUGAGUUAAACUUCAAAUUUAUCAGGUCUUACAGACCCUUUUGUUUUAGAGGCGACAUUAAACGUUUUUUAUUCGCAAAGCGGGAUGGUGGUUUACAUCUAAACUCAGAAGGAUCAAAUCGUUUAAGAUUCUUUUUCCUUAGAGUUAUAUCUACGUUGACAUAAACGUCUAUAAUGACGUUUACUACGUCAUUUAGGAAAUCUAAACAUACACAGUCAAACGUCUGUAACCUUUAUAAUUCUUUAUGAAUGAAUAUGUUUAUUUUUUUUUUGCAGGCUAUUUUUAUCUUAUCUACUGUAAGGUAGGAUCCUUUGUCAUUCAACCCUAUAAUUUGUGUUAUGUUAUUGCUGAUUUUAUUUUUUCUCUCUGCUUUGUAUUUAUAGUUCUUGCUGGGCUUGGCUGAGGGUUGGCGGGUAUAUCAGUAUUCAACUGAUUUAUUAAAUAAUUUGUCUUCCCGUACUUAAUUAAUUGUAUUGAUUUGUCAUCUUUACAUGCUUUAGUGACACGUUUGCUGACAUUAAAUUCCAGUCUUUUUCAACUGUGGUUUCCUUAUUUAUUUGAGUCUAAAAAUAGGGCUUUAAUUGGUUUAUUUUAAUUCAAUUAAAAUAUUUAAUUCAAGCACACCCGACUUUAGCCCGGCUUGUUCUUCACUUCCUGGUUUCAGCCGGUAACCAAAAAUUUAUCUCCCGUUUUUUCAUUGGUGAUAGUUUUGUUUGUUACUUAAAUUUUGAUUGGGUAUUUCUAUCAUCUUUAAAAUAGGAACCGCGAAAUGUAGCGUCACUUAGUUCUUAGUUGUUCAGCGUGUCACACUGAUUUUCAAUUAGUAGUUAAAAAGAACUAUAACAAAGGAAAUUGGAUAAAUCUGUGAUAUUUAGAUAACAUGUCAACAUAUGGAAUAACAAU